GCACCCCACCUGACGCUCCCUGCUGAAUAUUCUCGCUUCCUGUACUCCAACCUUCAGGGCAGCAUGGGUGUUCAUGUAGUGGCACGCCAGGCACCUCGAUCCACUGCCACUGUUUUUUCUCUUUCCUCUGCAUCUUCACCCAUUCUCCAGAUCAUCUCCUCCACCCUCGAUAACACCCUGCGUUUGGACUACCAGGCUGAAGGAAAACCACACAGUUUUGCCAGCUUUCACUUUCCGGGGACAAACCCUUUCUCCAGUGAAACAUGGGUACAGCUGGCUGUGAGCCUGGAGCCUGACAGACUGACAUUUUUUGUGGACUGUCAAGAAGCUGCAGUUUUACUGAUAGAAAGUGAGAACAAGAUCAACCUGGAGCUUCCUCAAGAUGUUCUCAUCACUCUUGGCAGCACAUUAGGAAAGAGAGACAGUAAAUUUAGUGGAUAUCUGAAGACAGCUAAACUUUCACUGAAAGCAUAUCCAAGGCGUCCAUGGAUCUGCAACAAUCUUACAGAGGUUGAGUCACUGGUGCCUUCCUAUCAGAUCAAAGUAGUCUGGCCCUUCUCCUCUGACAUCAACAAGGUAGAGGAAAAUGAUAGACUGAAGAAGCUAGAGAGGAGGAUGGGGGAGCUGGCUCGUGUGCUGGAUAUGGUCCAAAAUGAGAUUGACAAACUGCAGAAAGAUGAUAGACUGCAGAAGCUAGAGAAGAGGACAGAGGAGGUGGCUCGUGUGCUGGACAUAGUCAAAGAUGAGCCAUGUUGUCCUCAGCCAUGUCCUCCUCAGCCAUGUUGUCCUCAGCCAUGUUGUCCUCAGCCAUGUUGUCCUCAGCCAUGUCCUCCACAAAGAUGCACAGAAGCAAAAGUACCUGACUGUCAAACACCAGCAUGCAAUCCAUGUCCUCCACAGCCGCGUCCUCCCCAGGUGUGCCCUACUCAGAACUGCAAAGAGGAGAAUGUACCUGAUUGUCAAAGACGUGCAUGCGAUGGGGGUAACAGAGAGUGCUCUGCCUGUUCAGAAGAGAAUGUACCUGAAGUCUGUGAACAGCAACCCACAAGCUGUGUUGUGAAUGGGUAUGACUUCCCUAAUGGAGCUGUGAUCCCUGGUGGAGACCCUUGUCAAGAGUGUAGAUGUGUGGAUGGAAAUAUGGCAUGUUCACCUGUCCGCUGUCCUGCGUUGUCUUGUCACAACCCAGUGCGUCAUACUGGAGAGUGUUGUCCACAAUGUGAGCAGUGUAAAUUUCAGUCCAAAGUAUAUGUAAAUGGAGAGACGUUCACAUCCAAGAGACACCCCUGCCUCCAAUGCCACUGCUCUGCGGGUCAAGUGUCAUGUGAACACAUGGCUGCAUCAUGUCCUACACCACAGUGUACUCAUCCAGCUAAGCACAGAAGACAAUGUUGCCCCACAUGCAGUAAGUGUGAGUAUGAACGGAGGGUGUAUACUGAUGGGACAGCGUUCACCUCUGCUGGGAGUGGAUCCUGCCUGCAGUGCAGGUGUAAGGGUGGAAAUGUACUUUGCAGUGAAGAAAAGUGUCCUCCAGUCCACUGCUCCAACCCUGUUAGAGACCCACAUCAUUGCUGUCCAGUCUGCAAAAGUUGCAUAAUUGAUGGUGUCGAAUACGAAGAGGGCUCCAAAUGGCAGCCUGAGGGUCUGUGUUCCAGCUGCACUUGUGUGGAUGGAGAGACCUUAUGUACACCCACACCAUGCCCCCCCACCAACUGUCACCAUCCAACCACGAUUACUGGCUCCUGUUGUUCAGUGUGUGACAGCUGCACUUACAACCAGCAUGUGUAUAGUAACGGCCAGAGGUUUACACUCCCUGACCAUCCCUGUUACAUCUGCACUUGUCAGGAUGGCACUGUUCAGUGUGAGACACAACUUUGUCCCCCACUUAACUGCAGGGGCUCAUACACCCCACCUGGAGAAUGCUGCCCCAGAUGCCCGGGCAUCUAA
Messenger RNA from Archocentrus centrarchus (flier cichlid), 1944 nucleotides. RefSeq names its product kielin/chordin-like protein. Bases 64 to 1944 code for a protein of 626 amino acids. Gene Ontology annotation, molecular function: protein binding. NCBI's taxonomy places the organism in Eukaryota, Metazoa, Chordata, Actinopteri, Cichliformes, Cichlidae. Gene Ontology annotation, biological process: positive regulation of BMP signaling pathway. The record is from RefSeq and is a predicted model, not a curated record. Gene Ontology annotation, cellular component: extracellular region. The transcript has 17 exons.